AUGUCUUUUAAAUUACAAACGGUCAGUUCACAUUUUGAAAAUAAUAAGACUAAAAAUAAAGAAACAGAUAUAAACGAAGACUCUAGUGGUAUUGACAAUGAUGAAGAAAAUAUUAAAUUAGAAAAUAAUUCAGAUGAAGAAACUAAUCAACAGCUACGAUUAAUAACAAGUUUACUAUUAAGACCCUUCUAUAGUAUAGAACACAAACCGAAUUUAUUAAUGGCAUUUAGUAAUUUAUUUCGACGUACCGAUCCUGUCUCUUAUAGUUUCAGUUAUACAUGUGUCGAUGAAAAUUCAACCAUUGAAACGUUAUUAGAUGAAUUGGAAUCUCAAUGUCGACAUUGUUGUUUCCGAACUUCUGUAUCAGGUGAUCACACAAAUAAUUUAUCUUUAGUGAAGCGUAAUUCUGAGCAAAUCGGUAUCAAUACAAAUUAUUCAACUAAACGUCAUGCAUCUGUUGAUUAUAGUUGGUUGUCACCAACAAAUUUUCUUCAACCCAAUGAUAUGUAUCAUUUACCAGAUAUAAUGAAAAUGGAACUAACAGAAUCGUUAAAGAAUGUUCCAUGUGAAGAUUGUUCAAUAUUAAUAACAAAUUUUCGACGUGCUCUACGUCAUUUACCAUCAUCGAAAGUCACGCCUGAGUCGAUCAUAGCUAUAUUUCGUAAAACUAUAGCUGAAUAUUUGGAAACCAAACAAAAACAAUCACAACAAUCUUCACAACAAAAUAUAUUAUCGAAAGAGUGUCCAAAAUCAACAAUAUCAAAUAUGAUUCGAAAUAAUCGUAUUUUACCAAAGAAUAAAGAUGAUGAAUUGUGUGCAGAACUUACGGAAAUAUCAAUAACAUCAUCCUCAACGGAUGAUAAGGCUUUUUGUAGUAAUAAAUGUGCAAUAUCAAUUCAACGACUGUUCUGUGAAAAGGCGGAUGGAUUAGAAAAGCAGACGUAA
Molecule: messenger RNA, 945 nt
Organism: Didymodactylos carnosus
Lineage: Eukaryota; Metazoa; Rotifera; Eurotatoria; Philodinida; Philodinidae
Source: the annotation of a GenBank genome assembly